Molecule: messenger RNA, 782 nt
Organism: Otolemur garnettii (small-eared galago)
Lineage: Eukaryota; Metazoa; Chordata; Mammalia; Primates; Galagidae
Gene: GNG13
Product: G protein subunit gamma 13
Exons: 3
Coding region: 569-772 (67 amino acids)
Biological process (GO): phospholipase C-activating G protein-coupled receptor signaling pathway; sensory perception of taste
Cellular component (GO): heterotrimeric G-protein complex
Molecular function (GO): G-protein beta-subunit binding
Source: RefSeq, a predicted model, not a curated record
CCUCAAUUUCUCUGUCAGUGGACACUACUGAAGGCUGCCUGCAUCAAGUAGACUUGCAGAGACCCUAAAAGAGCAAAGGGUUCUGGGACACUAGAAGAUGGUGAUAGCUCUGACCAGAGGGUCCCUUGGACUAGGGGACAAUUUAACCAGCUGAAGGCCCUUUGUAUAGCAACAUCACAGUCCAGGAGCCCACCCACCCCAGUUGAAGGAAACCCUCCCUGCCCAGUACAAGAGUCAACCCCUCAGGGACACUGGACCAGCCCCACACCAUCCCUUGGCUGCAUGUUCCCCCAACCCCAGGCAAGACCAGCAGAGGCUGGCAGUGUGUGCCAGACGAGAUUGGUCUCUGGGGUGAGCCCAGUCCUAAGAAGGGGGGUAGGGGCGGUGCCAGGGCCCCAGGCAGCAGGAGUGGGCUGGGCACCUGCCAGGGCUCUGCCUGCCUGUCAGCCGACUCACUGCACAUCUCUCAGCCUUAGCUGUCACCUCACUGGCACCAGGCCCGUCAUCACUUUCCUCUUACUGUCACCUUCCAAGCCCCAGGCUGGCUACUUCAGAAGCCCCAGACGCCAUGGAGGAGUGGGACGUGCCCCAGAUGAAGAAAGAGGUGGAGAGCCUCAAGUACCAGCUGGCCUUUAAGAGGGAGAUGUCCUCCAAAAGCAUCCCUGAGCUCCUCAAAUGGAUUGAGGACGGCAUCCCCAAGGACCCUUUCCUGAACCCCGACCUGAUGAAGAACAACCCCUGGGUGGAAAAGGGCAAGUGCACCAUCCUGUAGACCCAGAGCC